Molecule: messenger RNA, 745 nt
Organism: Photinus pyralis (common eastern firefly)
Lineage: Eukaryota; Metazoa; Arthropoda; Insecta; Coleoptera; Lampyridae
Exons: 3
Coding region: 1-672 (223 amino acids)
Source: RefSeq, a predicted model, not a curated record
AUGCGCACAUCAAGUAGUUACACAGCUUUCCGUGCAAGGAAAGAGCAGCCACCAGUAAAAUCGCAGUUAAAAACAUUUUUAACUUCAUUACGCUCAAAAACUCUUGGAGCGUCCACUAUUUCGGCAGGAGAAUUAAGCAACUGGUGCAGCGCAAACUCAAAUGUUCCUACUAACGAAGAUCAACCAUAUGUUUUAGAUUUUAAAAUUGAUGUUGACGACGCCGAUUUUCUGAAACAAGACCUGAAAAUUGUUUUAUCGACCAAAAGACUUCUAAAGCUGUUAGGAGAAGUGGAUAAAGUUCAAGCUGAUGCCACGUACAAACUCGUAUGGCAAGGAUAUCCAGUCCUGAUUGUAGGAACUUCAGAUAUUUGCAGAAAAUUUCAUCCGUUAGCAGUUGCAGUGUGUUUUGGCGAAGCAGAAGCUGAUUUUGCUUUUAUAUUUCAAGCAAUGAAGCAAUCGUACAUGAAUAUUCAUCAGAUGAUUUGGAAACCAAAUGUGUUACUUGCAGAUGCAAGUGUAGCAAUUACAAACGGUUUUAAAUCAGUAUUUGGGACUCCAGCUCGAAGACUUCAAUGUUUUUUUCAUGUUUUGAAAGACGUCGAUUCAGUUAUUCGCGGUAUAACAGAAAAACAGAAAUCGGAAGAGAUCUUCAUGCUUUGCAGCUCUUCAUAGACGACGAAGUGUUCAUAAUUGCUGAAAAUCUAUUUUUGAAAAAAUGGGAGUCCAAAAAUGUCACAAACCAUCA